AUGAGGCCGAAAUUUGACGGUCAAUUAUUUAAACAUAUGGAUGGUAGUCCUCUAACAAGAUUUCAAUUCUGUUCAGUAUUAAAUAAGUGUCUUGAAAUAGCCGGUCUUCCAAACUCCAAGUACAAAUCACACUCUUUCCGUAUUGGUGCUGCGUCAGAUAGUUUUUCUUCCGGUCAGUCAGAAACAGAAAUUAAAAAGCAAGGAGAUGAAAAGGUUAUUUGGAUUGUUGGUUCUUCAAUUAUUAAAUGGGCAUUCUACUUUGCAAGAAAAUCCUUUGAUGGUGUGGAUUUAGGUUUAAAACGAAGAAAUUACAGAAUUUUUUGGCAGGGAAAGGGAGGUAUGAAAUGGUUUGACCUUAUUCCAAAAAUAAAACUUUUGUUACGUUAUGAAUCACCUCCAGAAAUUUUAAUUAUUCAUUGUGGAGGAAAUGACAUAGGUAAAAUUCCAUUGCUACAACUACGGUCCAAUAUGUGUUCAACUCUCAAAAAACUUGAGGAGCUACUACCCAACACAACAAUUGGUUGGUCAAAUAUUUUGCCAAGAAUUUCAUGGCGUUUUAGUUCGAACUCAAAAUCUCAAAAUCUUGCUUCUGUUAGACUCAAUAAUUUUAUGAAUCACUUAGUUACUGUCAAUGGUGGAUUCUUUAUCAAAUACCCAGAGAUUACUUGGGAUUCAAAUGAAAUGUUUAGUAGUGAUGGAGUUCACCUGUCGUACAUCGGUAAUUGUUUCUUGCUAUAUAACUUACAAAGGGCUUUGCAAGAAUAUGUUUUUCUAUAAAAGGUUAAAUACGUAAUUUAAGCUUCAAGAUGUGGUCACACCUACAUAUAUUUUGCGUCUCUCAUUCCACCUAACUUCGUUGGCGGUGGUUGUCAUUUUCAACGGACAACCAUUUGGCGGUUUUUCGAGACGCCUUCCAUGAUACAAUUAUUUUUUCACAACUUCUGCUGAGUAUCUGCUAACCCAGUACCAGCUUGAAUGUUGUCAGUAUUCAAAUCUUCAGGACUUUAUAAGGAUAAGGAUACAAUGUUUAUAAGGAUAAGGAUAUAAAGUUUAUAAGGAUAAGGAUAUAAGGUUUAUAAGGAUAAGGAUAUAAGGUUUAUAAGGAUAAGGAUAUAAGGUUUUAUAAGGAGUUAUGUUAUAACGAUUAAUAAAAUAUAUAUUGUAUUAUGUAGGUCGU
Messenger RNA from Saccostrea cuccullata (small rock oyster), 1177 nucleotides. RefSeq lists its product as uncharacterized. Bases 1 to 777 code for a protein of 258 amino acids. NCBI's taxonomy places the organism in Eukaryota, Metazoa, Mollusca, Bivalvia, Ostreida, Ostreidae. The transcript is spliced from 2 exons. The record is from RefSeq and is a predicted model, not a curated record. Gene Ontology annotation, biological process: DNA recombination; DNA integration. Gene Ontology annotation, molecular function: DNA binding.